This is a messenger RNA of Mytilus trossulus (common blue mussel), 669 nucleotides long. RefSeq names its product complement C1q-like protein 3. Lineage: Eukaryota; Metazoa; Mollusca; Bivalvia; Mytilida; Mytilidae. The record is from RefSeq and is a predicted model, not a curated record. Gene Ontology annotation, molecular function: protein binding. The coding region runs from base 63 to 656 and encodes 197 amino acids. The transcript is spliced from 3 exons.
UAUUAACAGAUCAGCAACAGAAUUGAACAUCCACGGUAUAUUGUAAACUUUCAUCAACAAACAUGCAGCUGGUCUUAAUAUUUAUUUCUUUGAUUGGACCAUUCUUUUAUUACUAUGGACAUGAAGUAUCGGCUGCUGGAAUUGUUGAAUCUAUUCAGUCAGAUGUUCAUAAAAUUCUUGCAAGGUCUGGAGGGAUAAAGUCUGAUGUUAAAAAAAUUCUAGAAAGAUCUAGACAGGAAAAACCAGUUAAUGAGAAAAAUAAGCCAGCCUUCCUUGCCAACUUGUCUAUAACCUUAAGCAACCUUAAAUCUGACCAGAUAGUCAAGUUCAACACAGUAGUAACAAAUAUUGGUAAACAUUACAGUCGAGACACAGGAAAAUUUACAGCCCCUCGAGAUGGAACAUACACAUUUUCUUGGACUUGUUUGACUCCCCCCGGAAGCAGAUUUGAAACACGUCUUGCCAUAAAUAACCAGUACAUUUCGGGUAAUAGAGCAAAUGCUCAAAACAUCAACCAAUAUGUCCAAGCCACAAAGAAUGUUGUAGUACAAAUGAAGACAGGAGAUGUCGCUACUGUUAGAGUGCUUGGAGAUACUGGUUUAUCAUUACAUGGAGGUGGUCAUUACUUUUCAUCUUUCUCUGGUUUUAUGAUUUAAUAUUACUUAUAUA